This is a messenger RNA of Symbiodinium sp. CCMP2592, 2070 nucleotides long. Lineage: Eukaryota; Dinophyceae; Suessiales; Symbiodiniaceae. The record is from the annotation of a GenBank genome assembly.
AUGGCCGUCACACCGCUGGUGCAGCAGGAAGUGGACACAGUGCUGGCUCGUGACCUUCCUUUGGUCUCGAAGUGGAAACUGGUCGAAAGCACCCUCCUCUCUUGCGGUCUAGCCUGGAAGGCAUGCAUCCACCCGAGCAUGCUGCUGGUUCAUCCUCUCAACAGAGGCGGGCUAGGCAUCAAUGGCCACUCGGCCCACGCGAAAGGUGCAUCCCUGCUGGCUAGCGGUUUCGACCGCAAAUUCCUCCACUCGUCAACGUGCUUCGAGUUGGCAGUGGACGAGAAGACCCGCCGGGAGCAGCUGCAGUUCAACGAGGCCAUGGUGGGCCAGGCCGACGGGCUUCUCGCUGCAGUGAGCCGCUCUGAGAGGUUCCUGACAGUUUCCAGUGGGCACGUGUCGCAGUUCGCGAAGGCCGCCUGGAGCAGCUGCCGAACACCGCAGCCGGUGCUCCAGGACCAGGGUGGCUGCUUGAACAGGGAGAGCCUCUCCAGGGACCCGGAGUUCAAGCAGAUGCUGGACGAUGGAUGGAAUUGGCUCGUCGUGUCCUCCGUUGCAGAGCAUCAAUGGCCAGACUUGCCUCGCUUGGCAGAGAAAGCUCUCAAUGCCAGUAACACCGCUUUCCAGAGCCUGCUCGAGCUUGAGAUUGCCCUGCACAUGGAGGAGCUCUCCAAAGGCAUGAAGGACCCGACGGUCGAGAAGCUCGUCAAGGAAGCUUGCCCUCCUGGCAGCAGCGGCAUCAGCAGGUAUGCUCCAUCAAUAGCCAAAUGGCUGGCGGAGUACUCCGACAAGGGCCGCUUCCUCGCUUUCCUGAGCUUGUUCAGCCGCGAGUUCGGGGAGCAGUGCAAUGUGGGCGAGGACUUCUGGGGGUUCGCGGUCUCCACCCAGUUUCUGCCGGCAGACAAGCCCUUGGUGAGGCUGGCCUUCCUCACGACACAGUUCACUUCGCCAACCCACAAAAUCUCGGACGGCUUCGCACGUUUGCUGGUGAAAGCCGACUUUGACAAGCUUAAGAAGCUCAAGGCUGAGGUGGCAAAGAUGGAGUCUUUGCUUUACCAGGCAUGGCAAGCCACAGCCAGCCAACUGCCGGAUCUUCAAGCAGCUCGAAGAUUUGCUUUCGCCUGCAUCCGGAUGACUCUACACAUCCUGGGCAAGCAGAAGAUGGGCCGAGAGGCCAAAGAGUUCAAGGACUUGGAUGCGAUCUUUGAUGAGUUCCAGCAGAAGACUGGGCCGGCGACUUCUGCAAGCAGUGCAGCGGCUACUUCGAGCACUACUGGGCCUGGACUCGUCAGCUUGGGUCAAGCCUACGACCCUUUGUGGCAGGCUCAGCAGAAGCUGGAGCUGGCUGUGGGGAAGCUCUACCAGAUGGAUGGCGAGAUGUAUGAGCUGCAAGCUAUGGGCCAGGACUUCCUCACCUUGAAGAAGAGAGAGCUCUUCGAUGAGUCGACGAUCCAAGUGGAGACGUGGACGUGCCACAAGAGGCUGCGGCCAACGAAGAACUCGGCACCGUACUUGCUGGAUGCAGCUCUUGCGAAAGACCAUCAUCCUGGGGCUGCAAGCAAACAGCAAGCUGCUUUCGCGACUGUCUACAGCCAGCUGCUCGAUGUCACGACGAAGGUCGAGCACAAGAACUUGUGGAAGAUGAUCGCUGUUGAUCCGGUGUCGCGAACAGCCUACAGCUUGCAGAAGAUCCCCGCUCACCAGCUGACCUUCGUGCCUUGCACGGACAGCCCCCAGCAGAUCAGCAUCAAGAAGCCUGAGGCUAAGCAUUGGGGUGAGGUAGUCUUCCAAGGAGUUACCUACUUCGUCCUUGCUCCGAAGGCUUUCAAGCCAGCGACGGCUGAGAAGCCCAGCAGCGGCUGCACGGCGCCUUUUUGGUUCAUGAAGCCGGAUGCGAAUCCGCAUUUCGGUUGGAAGGAGAAGUCUGUGGGUGGCUUGCAGAUUAGCUGCUUGAGCAAUCCCAAAGCCAUCGACAAGCAUGAGCUGCUGACCAUGCCUGUGCUGCAAGAGUCAGAGGCUGAAGAUCCAGCUGCAUCCUCGGGGCCUGGCCCCAAAAAGAAAGCCCGGAAGUGA